AUGGAGAAUAAAAACCAAGAACUUGAGCACAAUGGCCAUAGUGAUACCCUUAAACUAUAUGUGUGCAAAAUAUGUUGGAUAUCUUUUAUGCAAAAGUCUAAUUUCAAAGAACAUAGAUUAACUCAUACCGAAAAAAAUCCAUUUAAGUGUGAUUCAUUCCCUAAAAGAUUUAAUAAUAAAACAAAAAUGACAAAUAACUUAAGCAAACAUUCUACAGAACAGCCGUAUCAAUGCAAUGUGUGUCUUAAGUCGUUCAAAUUCUUAAGAUAUUUAGCGGAACAUAUGAAAUUGCAUACAGGAGAACGUCCCCAUAAGUGUGAAAUUUGUUUGAAAUCAUUUAUACGGUUAAAGAGUUUGAAAGAACACAAAAAAAGACAUACCGAAGAACGACCGUUCAAGUGCAAAGUUUGCCUUAUGACCUAUAAUACUUCAUCAGUUUUAAAAUGUCAUAUGAGAACGCAUACCAAAGAACGGCCUUACCACUGUGAGAGUUGUUCAAAAUCAUUUAUUUCUUCUUCGAGUUUAUGCAAACACCGUAAAAUUCAUAGUAAAAAACAAUCACAUAACUGUAAUUUAUGUUCUUUAUCGUAUAAAAAAUUAUCAAAUUUGAAGAAUCAUCAGAAAAAACAUACUAAAGAUCGUUUUUACCAAUGUGAAAUUUGUAAAGUGAAAUUUUCUGCUUCUCAAAAUUUAGAAAGACAUAGGAUCCUUCACGAUAAAGAAACGUCCCAUAAAUGUGAAAUAUGUCUUAGGCCGUUCAAAAGAUUGUCAAAUUUAAAAGUUCAUAAAAGAACACAUACUGGAGAACGACCUUACCAUUGUGAGAGUUGCUCAAAAUCUUAUAUUUCUUCUUCGAGCUUACAAAAACAUCGUAAGAUUCAUCAAAAAAAUGAAAUAAGAAAUGUUUACUUCUAA
Messenger RNA from Daktulosphaira vitifoliae (grape phylloxera), 915 nucleotides. Its product is annotated as zinc finger protein 723-like. Gene Ontology annotation, cellular component: nucleus. The record is from RefSeq and is a predicted model, not a curated record. The transcript has 3 exons. Bases 1 to 915 code for a protein of 304 amino acids. NCBI's taxonomy places the organism in Eukaryota, Metazoa, Arthropoda, Insecta, Hemiptera, Phylloxeridae.